CCACAUGCGUGUCGUGGUGCGUCGCUUUUGGACUCGAGGCACAUUUAUUAAAAAUGAUCGCGUCCAGAGUAUACAGUUGAGUCGAUACGAGAACACCGUAACCGUGCCACGGCAAAGGUUAGUACAGUCUAUAGGCGACUGUCCUCUCUGGGCCUAUUUGUCUAGGCUGAAUAAACGUUCAAAUGAGAAGGACCGAUUCACAUAUAUACAUGAAUUCUCUACUAGACUAGUCUAUAUGCAGCAGAGUGAGUAAGGCGCGGGUUGAUAGAAAUAGGCUAAAUGCCGGCUUUUACCGGGGUUGUUGAUAUCUCAAAGGCCGGGUGCGCGCUGCCUUAUAUCCUGUUUCAGUUUCUGGACUGCUGACGUGACACCUGGAGAGGGCUCUCUCGUUCUUUCCGUGAUUGACCGGAGAAAGGCUCGAGGGCUGUGUAGUCAGGACGGACUGGGCUGCCCCGGUAGAAACGGCUUUCCUGUUGUGUUGUCAGAAGGCGGACCGGUGUUGAGCGUUCCUGGGAGUGUGUAUCCCGCGAAAGGAAAGGCUCCGCAGAGAGAAAGUAGCAGCUGGCUAAACCACGAACCGCCCAGGCUAAAACAUUCUCUGUCUGAACAGAGACCGAGACACUCACCGCCGAGAGAGAAGGAGAGCUGGACCAAAACGAAAUAAUUUUCUGACCUAAUGAUAAUCUAGCCUUUUCUCCUGCUGAAGCCCUAAGUUUGUUACCAGUCCCAGUGCGUUACUGGCUUUGCAGCUAGCCUUCUACCCAGCGAACCAUGGCCCAGGUCGGGAACGGAUCUGGAAACAACGCCGACGAUGAGGAUUGUUUUGAAGAUGCCUACGACCGGAUACCUGUGGCUGGUAAGAUGGAUUUGAAGACUUCCAUAGAAGAGUGUUCUAUGGCUCUGAACCUGGUCCUGAACAACAAAUUCUCCGAGGCCCUGGACCUCCUCAAACCAUGGUGGAAGGACAGUAUGUAUCACGCUCUGGGCUACAGUUCUAUCCUGGUGAUGCAAGCUGGCAUGACGUUUGAACACAGAGACAUACAGACAGCCAUGGCCGUCAUCAAAGAGGCCUUAACAACCUGCCAGAGGUUCAGGAAGAGAAACUCAGUGGUGGAGUCUAUCUCUAGUCUGGUGACCAAACAGUCUAAUGACCACCUCAGAGAAGGUGAGUGUUGA
Molecule: messenger RNA, 1176 nt
Organism: Oncorhynchus masou masou (cherry salmon)
Lineage: Eukaryota; Metazoa; Chordata; Actinopteri; Salmoniformes; Salmonidae
Product: tetratricopeptide repeat protein 39B-like
Exons: 5
Coding region: 772-1176 (134 amino acids)
Source: RefSeq, a predicted model, not a curated record